Molecule: messenger RNA, 1242 nt
Organism: Clonostachys solani
Lineage: Eukaryota; Fungi; Ascomycota; Sordariomycetes; Hypocreales; Bionectriaceae
Source: the annotation of a GenBank genome assembly
AUGCGAUUCUUUAAUGUUCUUGCCGUUUUUACGGCUGCAGCAUCGGCUGUAACCCUUGAGGCUCGUGAAGAAGCAGAAUUAGCCGCCCAGGGAUGCGGGAACGGGGAGGUGCCCGAUGAGUUUCUUCAACUAGUUGAGGAGCUGAGUGCCAAGAAGUCUCACUCCGUUCGUAGUGCGAAGAAGAAGAAGAAGUGUUCUAGUCGCCCUCGCCCUACUACGAGUGGUCUGAGUGUUUCAAGUGCUUCUGGUACUCCAAGUGCUUCUGGCACUCCAGGUGCUUCUGGCACUCCAGGUGCUUCUAGUGCUUCUAGUGCUUCUGACGUUUCUAGUGCGUCUGACGUUUCUAGUGCUUCUGAUAUUUUUAGCACUCCAAGUGCUUCUGAUGUUUUUAGCACUCCAAGUGCUUCUGAUGUUUUUAGCACUCCAAGUGCUUCUGAUGCUUCUAGUACUCCAAGUGCUUCGAGUGUUCCAAGUGCAUCUAACACUCCAAGUGCCUCAAGUGCUUCCAGUGCUGCAAGUGCCUCAAGUGCUUCAAGCGCUUCUACUGCUUCUAGUGCUUCUAGUACUCCAAGUGCUACUACCCGGGAGAUUAACGUUUACAUCCAUGUGAUAUCCCCCAACGCCACUGACGACUAUGUCACAGACGGCGGAAUCGAGAGACAGUUCAACAUGCUCAGGGACGAGUUCGCCCAGCACGACUUCACCCUGAAGCUCGGCGGAACCGAGCGAAUCAGGAACGAGACCUGGUCCAUGGCCGUCGACAGGAACGUGUUCAAGAAGAAGCUCCGCAAGGGAAAAUACUCGGAUCUCAACGUGUGGAUCCUGAAGGGCCUCAACUCCACGGGCGUGGUUGGCUUCGGCACUCUGCCAAACAAGAACCACGCCGAGACCUCGAACGCCUUUAUAACCGACGGCAUCGAGAUCCAGAGGAGCACCAUCCCAAACAAGGACGACGGCGACAAGUCCAAGGGCAAGGUCGGCGUCCAUGAGAUGGGUCACUGGCUUGGUCUCCUGCACGUCUUCCAGGGCGGCUGCACCGGCAACGGCGACUACGUGGCCGAUACUCCAGCCCAGAACGGAACUGCCAUGCUCAGCUGCAAGACUCGUUACAGUUGCCCUGGUGUCGGGCCUGACCUGACCAAUAAUCAUAUGAACUACAGUCCGGCUCAAUGCAGGACGUCGUUUACCCCAGGCCAGGUCCAGCGAAUGCAAACCAUGUGGGAGAACAUUCGGACCAAGUAA